AUGUCAAGUUUCAACUUCCUCGUGUGUGUGUGAAAUAUGACCAAUAAUAAACAAAUACAUAAUGGAAUUUGUGAUUUAAAAUAGACCAAGGAUUGAAAAGAAGGAAUAAAAAAUAAGUUUCAUAAUUCAUAAGUGCAUGUUAACUGUAUACUCGGAUUUAACAUAGAAUUCACAAGCUAAAAAAGCCAAUGAUUUAGGAUCUGAUCAUAAUGUCAGAAUGCAGCGAUGUUAAAAUCUCACAGCAGAAUGCCUCUCGACCACCACCAAUUGCACUUGGAAUCAACGUGGAAAAACCAAAGUUUCCUCAGUAUGCCUUCGUUCCUAAACGUCUUGAAUCAUACAAAGAAUGGCCAGAAUAUAUUCCAAUAGACAAGGCAGAUCUGGUAGAAGCAGGAUUAGUGUACACAGGUGUUGGUGACAGUGUGAGGUGUUAUUUCUGUGGUGGAGGUUUAAAAAACUGGGAACGUGGCGACGUCCCUAUAGAAGAGCACGCCAAAUGGUAUCCGAAGUGUCCUCAUAUACUUCUUGUAAAGGGGCAGGCGUAUGUUGAGAAGCUAGGUCGUGGUGAAAAACCUGAUGUGGAAGAAGUUGAUAAUAAUAAAGCGUCGAUAGAUGACAAACAUCACCUCAAAACUGCAGCUGUUCUGAGUUGUAUUGACAUGGGUUUCUCGGAAGUAAUGGUGAAGAAAGCAAUUAAGAUCUUUAUUGAAAAUCACGGCAGUAAUAACUUCAAAGGUGAAGACCUCUGCAAAAUUCUUUUUGAUCUUGAAGAAGGUCAAGAUGAGGCAUAUUUCGAAGAGCAAUUAGAUGAAUGUACCCCAGAUGACUGCGAAAAAAUUGAGCCACUGGAGACGCUUCUAGAAGAAAACCACAAGUUAAAGGAGAACCAGUUGUGCAAAAUAUGUAUGGACAGCCGUGCAGAUGUGAUUUUCCUUCCGUGCGGUCACAUGAUUAGCUGUCCACAAUGUGCUCCAGCUCUCAUAAAAUGUCCAGUGUGCAGGCAAACUGUAAACGGACACAUCAAAGCUUUCUUUGCAACCACCAGUAUGAGUAGUCAAAAGAAUUGACGGAAUGAAUUUAUUAAGUGUCAAACUACGUGAAAGACCAAAAUUAAGCACAUGCGUGUUAUGGUGCCUUCCUCUGCUGAAGCGGUUUGGUUAUGGAAGGGUGAAUUUUGAAUACAUACUGUCCAAUUUUACAAGUGUAUUGUUUUCAUUUAUGCUUCACGUUUUUUCUGUUAAAUACUGCCUAAAUUUCCAAUUUUUGAUUUUCGCGAAAUAAUUUUUAAAUUUGUCUAAAUAAACUAGCCAUCUAUCAGCAAAAUGUGUUUUUAAAAAUUGCUUUUCUCGGAAUUCUGGAUUAAAAACAUUUCAGGAUAUAAAGAAAUCUUACUGGAAGACAUCCCAUAUUAGUUUUAUUGAUAAAAUACACGUAUCUUGGAGUUGUUGUAUAGGUAAAGAAAGAAAAUUUUAACUAGAGGAGAGAUUUGUUUUAAACUUUGCAUGGUCAUAGAGCAUCAUAGUAGAAACAGUAUGAAAAAGAUUGGGGGUCCCAAUGCUACUUUUUGAGUUAUCUGCCCCUGUAUGCGAGUUUUCUUUUUCUUUUGCUCCAGAUCAUUUUCAAGGGCAGAUAACUCAAGGAAAUAGCUAGUUACACUUUAUUUGAUUUCUAGUUAGUGUUUGUUAUUUAUUUCCCUAAACUGUACAAAAUUUGGUGAAAUUCUAUGUGAUGAAUCUUAUUCUAUAGCCGCCUACGCAAACAAAUAGAUUUUUUUCUUUCAAAUUAUGCCCUUUUUUCCAAGAAAAAUUCAGUAUACUUACUCAUGACUCAUGGAAAUCAAGCAAACAUUCUGUUUGACAGAAUGGUUAAAAUCUUUGCGUAAUGACCGGAAAUGUAAUAACCAAAAAAUAAAGUGAAAUGAAAUAAGCUAUCCGUACGCUAGAUUUUGAGUUGUCUGCCCUUGAAAAUGAUCUAAAAGAGCAAAACAAAACUCAUUCAGGGGCAGAUAACUCAAUAUGUAGUAUGGGAACCCCCAUUGUUCCAUAACUUUGUUUCUGAUAUGAUGCUCUACAAUCAUGCGAAGAAAAUUCUCUCCGCCGAUUAAAAUUUUCCUUCUUUGUAACAUUAAAGUGAAUGCGCAAAAAGAUGCGCAUUGGCAACUCUCGGAUACGUCUUUAUGGUAUAUCCACUUAAAGGCUUCAAUAGAUAAUUGCAUGCCCGAUAUUUCAUAUCAUGAUUUUAGAAUUUUUAUAUUUCCUAUGUCCAUUGCUGCAUCUUUCUAAAUUUACUGCUACUUUAUUUUUCUUGAACCAAAAGAAAAGAUGUCUGAGGCAUUUCGUUACAUGAUUUUAAUUUUGUAUACUUUGUUCUAUGUUUGUUGAUCUGAAUACAUAUUUCAAAUCAUUUUGCAUUUAGGCUAAAUAUAUCGCGUAUGUUACACAUGAUUAAUAUUGGUCCAUUUUCACUUUUAAACUAAAUUGGUUUUGUUUUUCCUUCCACAAAAUACUUUGUAAGAUAUAUUAUGUUCUCACCCGUCACAGUAUUUUGCAGGAAUUCCUCUUGUUCGAUUUCGAAAAGAUUUUGCAAUUUAAAAAAAAAAAUUUUUUCAGCGCAAGAAUGCAGUUAUUCUUUUUAAAUUUAUUCUCUUGUCAUAUAAUUUUGUGUACCGUUACAUGUAUACGCUUAUUGAAUAAAAUGUCUAUUCAUAA
Messenger RNA from Mercenaria mercenaria, 2708 nucleotides. Its product is annotated as inhibitor of apoptosis protein-like. The record is from RefSeq and is a predicted model, not a curated record. Gene Ontology annotation, biological process: positive regulation of protein ubiquitination; regulation of cell cycle; negative regulation of apoptotic process. The transcript has 6 exons. The coding region runs from base 210 to 1067 and encodes 285 amino acids. NCBI's taxonomy places the organism in Eukaryota, Metazoa, Mollusca, Bivalvia, Venerida, Veneridae. Gene Ontology annotation, molecular function: ubiquitin protein ligase activity; cysteine-type endopeptidase inhibitor activity involved in apoptotic process. Gene Ontology annotation, cellular component: nucleus; cytoplasm; spindle microtubule.